CGAUCACAUCAAUGUAACAGUGACAGCAGUCCACACGACUCAAUCUACAGCAGAACCAAUCAAUGCGACUAUUCGUUUGUAUCUCCCUCCUUAUGUAGUAUAUGAUUCAUCUAUUUUCAACAACGCGACAGUUGAUGGCACAGUGAAAUUUAAUCCAGAAUUUGGAGGAUUAGACAUAAUGAUACCGCAAUUCUUAUUCUCCGACUCAGCUACUAUUGUGGUUAGAUUAAUAGCUGAUCCUCGCAACGAAAGGGGUUUCGGCAGAGGAGAAAUAAACGCCACUACACCUUACAGAGUUCUUUGUCUCCAAAACUACAGAGAGGAACCGUCAGCCAAUCCUGAAACUGCUGAAACAAUAGUUAAUUGUGGACCUAUAGAUUAUAUUAUGUUUGUAGUUAACAGUCAAGAAUGUUACAAUAAAUUAGAAUUAAAUAAUCCGAAGAAAAUUUAUAAAUGCCAGCUUAGUGCGUCUUCGGCAGCAAAAAGAGAAACAGGACCAUACAACAUCAGAAGGAAUAGUAAAAAAGGAUGGUCUCCGGCAUUGCGUUUAGGACCGCACAAACCAUACUUUCAAAUAGAUUUUCUUCGAAAUACGAGAGUGUCUAGGUUAGAAUUCGUAAAAGUGGCUGAUACCAGAAGUGUUACAAAAUACCGUCUGCAGUAUAGCCACACUGGAUCAGACUGGCUUUAUGCAAAUGAAGUAACUGAACUGACCUACAGAAAAAAUGGUGAAGCUAUCGACACCUUAGAAAAGCCAAUUCAGACCAGAUUUGUCCGAGUUAUCAUAGAAGAAGCAGAAAAAGGAGAAGAGGAUACUAAAUAUAUCGGGCUUAAGAUGGAGAUGUACGGAUGCUUCAUUGGAGAAAAACUGGCUUCAGUGACAUGCGCAAAGACUGACCCAACAUGGUACUCGGACGAUAAAAAUAAAUAUGGACGGCACUUUUCAGUUGACUUGAAUAAAGACAUCAUUUAUUUCUGCGAUCUAGAGUAUGACAUGCAAAAUUUGGUUUGCUAUUCAUCAACAGAUGCUGGCACGUCUUGGAGAACUCUUCCAAAAAGCAUAGGGGGCAUACUUGGAUGGGACAAGAAAACAGGUCGUACUUACGGAUUUGACAAGCGCAAGCGGGCACACGUCGCUUGCGAUGACGGCGUUAAUUGGCUAGCGGUCGAUGAGAUGGAAGUCAACAACACGGUUGUUAAGAAAACUUUUUACAGAAGUCAACCCGUGCCAGCCUUUAAUAAGGAGGACAUCGAAAUGCUAGAGAGUAAAACAGGAAGAUGGGAAGCAUCUUUUGAUGGAUUGAUGUAUGAAGGCAAGUCAGAACCACGAGCACGAUGGAGUAGAUGUUGCAAGAUGAACAAAUGAAAGGCUAUUUAGCAACGAUUUUGAACAAACGAACUUUUAUAAUUCAUUUAGCACAGUGUCUACAUUAUAGCACACAAUAGAAGUGCAAACUAUGGGAAUAGUAUGUCAAAUAUAUGAUUUACACAUUCAGAAUAACAUAUGCACAUGCAUUUGGAAAUGCUAAAAACUAAAAAAAUGAUGACUCAAAAAAUAAAGUCAUAAAUUUUUAUGUUUUCCAUGAAAUCAAAACUUUUAAAAUGUAAAUUUUGUUCAAAAUAUUUUAAAUGCUUUUAAUGAUUGUUAAAUAUUAAAUGUUUAAAAAGCAAAUGUAAAAAUAUUUUGGAGAGUGUAAAAAACUGAUCAGCUAUUUUAGUCACAAAAUGAUGUCUACAACAAUACCAAUAUCUAUUUUUUAAAUAUCAGAUUGUAUCAUAAUUUGGGCUAAUCUUUAAAGACUUUAUGUGACUCUAAUAUGUGUACAGAAAUGAUGUAAAUAGACUUAGAGAUGUAACAGAGAGCUUAAUAUUUGUUUCAUUUUUCAUCAAAAAAGAUAGAAUAAAAUUAAUAACUGUGAAUAUAUACAAUCAAAAAAUAAAAGGUUAAACCCAUG
Stegodyphus dumicola is the source of this 1955-nucleotide messenger RNA. RefSeq lists its product as uncharacterized. Gene Ontology annotation, biological process: homophilic cell-cell adhesion. The record is from RefSeq and is a predicted model, not a curated record. Gene Ontology annotation, cellular component: membrane. Gene Ontology annotation, molecular function: calcium ion binding. NCBI's taxonomy places the organism in Eukaryota, Metazoa, Arthropoda, Arachnida, Araneae, Eresidae.